UUCCGCUUAUACUACACCACCGAACCAGAAAGAGGAAGCGCUGUUUCUUCACUGUCACUUCCUUAUUGAGAGAAAAGCAUCUUUCAGUUACUCAUACUUAUUCUUUGCUCGUCCUUACAACGUUAGCCUGGAAACAUCUUGUACUGCUGACCACAUUAUUUUGCCUCAGAGUGUGUGUAUUCCUGUUUGUGCUGGGGGAAUUUGAUCGUGACAGUAUUGACUUGCAAAGGUGUGCAGAAAGGACAGCUGAGGGCAUAGGGCAGGACCAGCGUCUGCACGCUGCUGCAGCAAUCCUGAGAGUUCUAACCAGUCAGACUACAAAUAAUGGAGGAAGAAAAAGUGGAAUUUGACCAAGUCAGUGAAGCUUCUGCAUCUUUUCAGGGAGAGCGGAGGAAGAUCAUUCAGCCUGCAUCUUUAAAUGAUCCCAAACUGGCAAAGCUUAAAGAGGUUCUGGUGGGGUGGAUCAACAGCACUCUGAAGUCAGAGCACAUUGUGGUGCAGUCAUUGGAGGAAGACAUGUAUGAUGGACUUGUGCUUCAUCACCUACUGAGAAGGUUAGCAGGAGUACAGUUAAACGUAGAGGAGAUUGCGUUGACCAGUGCUGCUCAGACACGAAAGCUGGAGACGAUUCUGCAGGCCUUCGACAAGUACCUAGAACUUGACAAGAACCCCGAACCAGACACUUCAGCUAAAUGGAAUGUCAAACUGAUCCACAGCCGAGACCUGCUUGCCACUCUGCAUCUGCUGGUUGCCAUAGUGAAGCGCUAUCAGCCCGACCUGGCUCUGCCCCUGAAUGUCAGCGUGGAAAUCAUCUCAUUUGAGGUCAACAAAAGUGGCAUCAAAUCUGACAAACAGAUAGAAUUCAUCACAUUGCAGAGUGAGGACGCAGAUGGACAAUCUAAAAAAGAAGACCCCAUUGAUGAGCUACUCAAACUCGAUGCACAUAAAGUUGCCACAGUAAAGAAGGCUAUCUUGCACUUUGUUAAUAAGAACUUGUCACCACUAAGGCUACAGGUUGCUGACAUGGAGAAACAGUUUGCAGAUGGUGUGAUCCUGCUUUUGCUGAUUGGUCAGUUGGAAGGGUUCUUUAUUCCACUUUACGAAUUCCAUCUGUCUCCUGAUGGACACUCAGAGAUGCUUCACAAUGUGUCCCUGGCUUUGGAUCUCCUCAAUGACAAAGAAAUACAAGUGGCCAAUGUUGAUCCAGAAGAUAUCGUGUCCCAAGAUGUGUCUGCUACACUGAAAGUGUUGUACGCCUUGUUCAAGAAACAUAAGAACAAGUAAUUCCCGACCAGCCAAGGCUACAGCCUCUGAUUAAAUUUCCUGUACACGUCUGGGUUAAGCAGCUCUUCAUGUUAGAGCGCAACACUGGCUCUAAUGUUCAGCUGCUACUGUGAACGGCAUGAAAGCAGUUCAGAAGCAGCUGUCUAGACUGGUUUUACUCACAUUAGUGUUAAUGUACAUGAGAAACCUUUCGCCUCACUGCACAGAUUGGAUAUAACCGGGUAUGGAUGCUAACAGCAUGUUUCACCUCAUUGCCACCCUCUCUUUCUCCCAACCUUCUACUGUCCUAUACAUUCUCUCACUGGACCACUAUCCUGUUCCUGAUGAAGGGCCCUCAACCACCUCCCAUUCUCUUCUCAAAUAAAUACCUCUUAUCUGAA
Molecule: messenger RNA, 1664 nt
Organism: Colossoma macropomum (tambaqui)
Lineage: Eukaryota; Metazoa; Chordata; Actinopteri; Characiformes; Serrasalmidae
Gene: parvg
Product: parvin, gamma
Exons: 13
Coding region: 325-1284 (319 amino acids)
Biological process (GO): cell projection assembly; substrate adhesion-dependent cell spreading; actin cytoskeleton organization
Cellular component (GO): cytoplasm; actin cytoskeleton; focal adhesion
Molecular function (GO): actin binding
Source: RefSeq, a predicted model, not a curated record